Messenger RNA from Neolamprologus brichardi, 971 nucleotides. The record is from RefSeq and is a predicted model, not a curated record. NCBI's taxonomy places the organism in Eukaryota, Metazoa, Chordata, Actinopteri, Cichliformes, Cichlidae.
UUUAUAUAAAGUUAAACUUAACACAUUAGAUUUAAGAUUUAUCUUCAUUAGAACUGUACAAAGGACUUUUGUCUAUGUUGACAAAAAGGCUAAUGGUGUCUCACUUUGGUCUCCCUCUUGCUAGCAAUAAGAAGAUUAAACAACAUUACGAGCAUUAUCCUAAAGAAACUUGAGUUGACUAAAACUGAAAUAGUUUGAAUUCAAUGUUUCCAUUGUCUAAGUCCUAUUCUCUUCUGUCAUCUCUCUGUAGGUCCGACUGGGACUGAUGACUGUAGACUACCUAAGGGACAAUGUGCGGCUCAAUCAGUUGGUGCGGACCAGUUCUGACCGUCUGUCCAUGAUAAAGGGUGCCGUUAUAUUACCACAAAAUAUGACCAACAGACCCCAUGUGUUUCGCCUCUGUCCCCAUCUUGCUCGUCCCCGCCUGCCUCAUUCCGUCCUGCUGGCCAUUGGGGGAUGGAGUGACCGUGAUCCAACUAACGCCAUCGAGGCCUAUGAUUACCGGGCUGAAUGCUGGGUCAAUGUAACAAACAACCUGGAGAGUCCUCGUGCCUAUCAUGGAGCCGCCUUCCUCAACGGGUACGUCUACUCCAUUGGUGGCUUCGACAGGGUUGAGCACUGCAACAGUGUCCGUAGGUUUGACCUGACCACUCGCACCUGGAAUGAGGUGGCACCCAUGUACUGCCGCCGCUGCUAUGUGAGCGUGACUGUGUUGAACGGGUUCAUCUAUGCCAUGGGAGGCUACGAUGGGCAUGUACGACUCAGCAGUGCAGAGCGCUAUCAACCUGAAAUCAACCAGUGGAGUCUUAUUGCAUCCAUGCAUGAACAGAGGAGCGAUGCCAGCUGCACAACACUUCACAGCCGGAUUUACAUUUGUGGUGGAAUCAAUGGGAACGAGUGUCUGCAGACAGCUGAAUGUUACAACCCAGAGACCGACCAGUGGACGAUGAUCAGUCCCAUGAACAGCCGCC